AUGCAACCAAACCACUUUGUUUCCUCACAAAUUCUUUCUUCCAUUGAAAAUGUUGGUCUCGAAUUAUCUACCUUCACGAAGAGCCAACAAACUCCAAAAUUAUUAUUCAGAGCAAGUGAAGAUGGAUUCAGUUCUGAAAUCUUCCAUGAAAAAUGUGAUAAUCAAGGAGCAACCUUAACAAUUAUCAAGUCCGAAUUUGGAAAAAUAUUUGGAGGUUUUUCAUCUCAAAAUUGGAAAUCAAAUUAUGAGUUUGCUUGUGACGAUGCAGCAUUUCUUUUCAAGCUUGAAAAAUUGAAUGGAAGUUAUCAUAUUACAAAAUUCAAUGUCAAACAAGACCAAAAACAACAAGCCAUUUACAAUCAUCCACACUAUCUUCCAACCUUUGGAAAUCAUGACAUAUAUAUUGCUGAUGAUUGUAAUAGGAACUCAAAGUCUUUUUCCAAUUUUGGUACAACCUAUGAAUUACCUUGUGGAAUGGAACCUCAAAGCUUUAAAGCUAACACCUACUUGGCAGGCACUAAUACUUUCAAAGUUACUGAAAUUGAAGUUUUUACGAUCAUCCAAUAA
This is a messenger RNA of Naegleria gruberi, 567 nucleotides long. RefSeq lists its product as uncharacterized. The record is from RefSeq and is a predicted model, not a curated record. The coding region runs from base 1 to 567 and encodes 188 amino acids. The transcript has a single exon. Lineage: Eukaryota; Heterolobosea; Eutetramitea; Acrasida; Naegleriidae.